Messenger RNA from Medioppia subpectinata, 600 nucleotides. The record is from the annotation of a GenBank genome assembly. NCBI's taxonomy places the organism in Eukaryota, Metazoa, Arthropoda, Arachnida, Sarcoptiformes, Oppiidae.
UUCGAGAAACUACUCGGCGGUGUAUGGAUUGGAGAUCUUGUUCGUCGGUCUCUGUUAUCAUUAGCUGAAAACCAUGUAUUUCUUGGGGGAGUCAUAAGGAAUGAAUUGAAAGAAAAAGACUCUAUUAAAGGCCCAGACGUGUCAUUAAUAGAGAGCGACAAAACUGAUGGUUCAGUCAUAGCAUUGUUGCAGAGAUUGGGAUAUUCUUCACAACAGAUAACCAAAGAUGACAUUGAGAUCGUUAGAUAUGUCUGCGCUCUGAUCGGUGUCCGUAACGCACAAUUGGGAUAUUCUUCACAACAGAUAACCAAAGAUGACAUUGAGAUCGUUAGAUAUGUCUGCGCUCUGAUCGGUGUCCGUAACGCACAGUUAGCCGCCGCCAAUCUCUCAGCGGUUGUCCAACGCAUUGAUAAACCAAUGGUUAGAAUAGCGAUUGACGGCUCGCUAUAUAAAAAACACCCUAAACUUCAUAAAUUGAUGACUGAUUUCAUCGGCGAAUUGAUUCCCAACAGAAAGUUUGAGUUAUUCUUAGCCGAAGACGGAAGCGGUAAGGGAUCCGCGUUUAUCGCAGCCGUCGCCGCAAAACAUCGUCAAAAGUCU